AAAAUAAAACAUCAGCUGUAUAUUGAUAUUGAACUAUGAUUGUAAACAAGAGGUUUCUAGAAGCUUCUAGUAUAUUAUUUUAAAUAUAUAUAAAUGAAAAAUUGUCUUUACUAAUUGUAUCAGAUUUUGCCACUUCAAUAAAUGCAAUUGUUUAUUAAAACACAUUUUUCUGAACAAAAGAUCUAGUUAAAAAAAGAAAAAAUUUUACAAAAAAUGAAUAUCUAAAGCAGAUUUAUGCCGUUUUAAGAAUGAAUACAAUUCCGGAUGUUGAAAUCGCUGAGAAAACGAAUAAAGAAAAUUUUUAACAAUUAUGAUUACAAGAUUAAUUAGUUAUUAAUUAAAUGUGUGUAUAUGUGUUUGCAUAGAGUAGUGACUUUGAAGUGUGUAUGUUUGUUUUGUGUAAAUUGUUCUGGUGAGAUAAUAUGUUCCAAAUUUAAAAAACGGUACAAUUGCAUUAUUUCAAUUUGUUUAUGAAAUCUUAAACAUUGCGACAAUUUUUGCCCACGAAACGAUGAAAAGCACCAUGAAAACAUUCAAGGGAAUUAUUCGUUCUUGGCAGGUCUAAUUAACGAAAAAAAUUAACCAGAUUGUAUUCAAAAAAAAACAAAAAAUCAAACACUUACCAUUUACCAGGAAAUCUAAUAGUUGAUUCCAGAUUGCUCCUUUUCAACGGUUUUGAUGCACGUUGAACGGUACGAAUGAUAUUUGUAUAAGCAGGCAAAUGAUUAGCAAAGAAGUUGGCCAAUUCUUCGGCAAUGAUUUUAGUCGGGUCGUCCGGUCUAGCUUUUGCAGCUGACUUCAUGUUAUUGAUAAGUCGACGAGCACCGAUUAAAUCAAUAUCGACCGGGUGGUUGUGGUAGGAUUUUUCUUCGUAUCCUCCAUCUUCCCGUAAUAUUAGCCUGCCUGGACAAUUGUGAUGUUUUUGUAGGCACAACAACAAUAAGUAAAGCCAUUUUUACUUUUCUCUUGUUUGUAAAGGUAGCCAUUUAAUGAAAUCAUUUUUUUUCCUUUUUGACUAUCAAUAAUGUCAAAAAUCGAAAACGGUUCAUCGUUGAUUGCAGUACCAUAAUCGACAUCAGCACCAUCAGAAUCAUUGUAAACAAUUUUUAAAGUCGUCGUAUGUUAUAAGAUUUUCAAUUUUUUUUUUUGUCAUAUCUAAUGAGCUUAGACGACAAUGUCGAUAAAUGUGAAGACUGUAAAAUAUUUUGUUGAAAAAUUUUACGUGUCUUCCGGAAUAAACUUUGUAUAAAAUGGUAAUAGGAGCAGAUUAUUCUGACUCCUGGAAACUGACCAAUCAAUGAUCGAUGAAUGGGCUUUUCGAAGUCAACUGGGAUUCUUCUUUUUCACUGGCUUGACGGCACGACAAUUCAUUUUACGCUGUAGCAAAUCGAAAAUGAAUAAUGACAAAAGCAUAAUUAUCGAAAGUGACUCUCCAAUUUAUAACAAGAGAGCACCACAUUAAUUUGAUUGCUCACCAGUGGUGUCACCACCGGACUUUGACCAUUACAUUACAAUAUUUCUCAUCAUUUAUAUACGUGUCUACACGACACAUUCACAAACAUAGUUACACAUACACAUGUCAAGAGUGACCUACUACUACUACAAACGGAAAUCAUGCCACAAAAAAUUAAAGCACUUUAUACAGCGGUAAAGUAAAGGACAAAUCAGCAAACUGGCAAGAUCCAGCAUGGAAAAAACGUAGACAUGAGUUAUGUACGCGAAACAUUAUUGAAAAUUAUUGAACACUUCGAUUUUGUUAAGGUAUAGGGGUAAAUAAAAUUAGACCAUUAGAUGGCACCACGUGUUGAUUGUGUUGAGACACGUGUAUGUUUAUAUUUGUUUUUUUUAAGGAAUCAAAUUUUCAAUUCAAUCUGGUAGAAUGGCCGAAAAACGUAAACAACCCGAGUGGAAAAAACCGCAAACCAAAGAUGUAUUGAAACUAGAACUGUACAAUUCUUUAACCCGAGAUAAGAAUGAAUUUGUUCCAAUCAGUCAACAAAGACUCACCUGGUAUAAUUGUGGUCCAACUGUUUAUGAUUCAUCACAUAUGGGUCAUGCAAGAAGUUACAUCACAUUCGAUAUUAUCCGCCGAGUUCUACGAAAUUACUUUGGUUUCAAUGUGUUUUUUGUACAGAAUAUUACCGACAUUGAUGACAAAAUCAUUAGAAGAGCAAGACAAAAUCAUCUGUUUGACAAAUAUCUACAAGAAUUGAAACAAGGCUCAAAAGAAAACCAAAAUAUUUUAGCUGAUAUAAACAAUGCACUAGCCGAAACAAAAGCUAAAUUUGAGCAUGAAACCGAUCCGGAUAAGAGAGCAAUGUUGAGCAAAUUAAUUAACAACACUGAAUCAACGAUAAAAGAUUCAGCAAACAAUGUUGAAAAUAUGGUUCUUGGUGUCAAAGAUGUUCUUUCAAUUUGGUUAGAUCAAAAUUUUGGCCACGAAGUUUGUGAUCGAGAAAUUUUCAUUUCCUUGCCUAGAUUCUAUGAAAAUGAAUAUAAUCAAGAUAUGAACGCUUUAAAUAUCCUUCCACCAGAUUGUGUGACAAGAGUUUCAGAAUACGUUCCUGAAAUUGUAGAAUAUAUCCAAAAAAUUAUUGAAAAUGGUUAUGCUUAUGUAUCGAAUGGAUCUGUCUAUUUUGAUACGGAAAAAUUUGCCCAAACACCUCAUCAUUAUUAUGCUAAACUUGUGCCAGAAGCAUUUGGUGAUAGUAAAGCAUUGGCUGAAGGAGAAGGCGAUUUGACCGCCAUUAUAGAAGAGAAACGAAACGCCAAUGAUUUUGCCCUUUGGAAGAAUUCUAAACCCGGUGAACCAUGGUGGCCAUCACCUUGGGGCCAAGGACGUCCAGGAUGGCAUAUUGAAUGUUCAGUUAUGGCAUCCUCUAUAAUUGGUGAACAAAUGGACAUUCAUUCUGGUGGUAUUGAUCUUCGAUUUCCUCAUCACGAUAAUGAAAUGGCACAAUCCGAAGCCUAUUUUAACACUGGUCGACCAUGGGUUAAUUAUUUCUUACAUUCAGGACAUUUGACCAUAUCUGGAUGUAAAAUGUCUAAAUCAUUGAAAAAUUUCAUCACAAUUAAAGAAGCAUUGAAAAAGAUUUCCUCUCGACAAUUGCGUUUAGUAUUUUUGUUACAUUCAUGGAAAGAUACUCUUGAUUAUAGUGACAACACGAUGAAUGAUGCGAUUCAUUUUGAAAAAAAUCUUAAUGAAUUUUUUCUUACAGUUAAAGAUAUUCUCCGUCAGAACAGUAAAAUGGCAAUGGAAAAACGAUUUGUUAAAUGGAACAAUGAUGAGAGAAAUCUUUACGAAAAAUUCAUCGAACAUACCCGCCGAAUUGAUCAGGCCCUACAUGAUAAUAUUGACACGAAAAAAGCAUGUGAAGAGAUUCGUCGUUUGUUGAGUGUUUCGAAUAUUUACAUACAGAAUAAACAAAAUCAGUCAAAUCCAAUUUUGUUAUGUAUAAUCACUCAAUAUAUCACUCGGUUGAUGGACAUUUUCGGUUGUGUUAGUUUUUUCGAUGAACAACAGUUGAUUGGUUUUCCACAAGAAUCAAGUAACAACAUUGAAGGCAAAGAGAAGAUUAUUUUGCCAUUCAUCGAAUCGAUCGCUAAACUUCGAGAUGAAAUUCGAAAUAUUGCCCGUGAUUUGAAAAAUAAACAACUAUUCAUUCUUUGUGACCGAAUUAGAGAUGAUAUUUUUCCUGAAUUGGGUGUCCGUAUGGAAGAUUAUGAAACAUCUGAUGGUCAACAACAAUGGCGUUUAAAAUUGGUAGAUCGUGAAACAUUAAUGCAAGAACGAUUAAAACGUAUUGAAGAAGCAGAACAAGCCAAACGUUUGGCCACUGAAAUGAAACAGAAAAAAUUGGAACAAGCAAAAUCUGAACCGCCACCUAUUGAUCCACGGCAAAUGUUUCGUUUGGAAACGGAUAAAUAUUCCCAAUUCGAUGAUAAUGGAAUGCCUACUCAUGAUCAGGACGGACAAGAAUUGACUAAAAGUGCAUUGAAAAAGAUUGCCAAACGUUUUCAGGCACAAGAGAAAAAAUAUAAUGAUUAUCUUAAGAAAAUGGCUGAACAUAGCUGAAAAAUAGAACUGAAAUCAAAUUUUUUUUUUUAAUCUAUACAAUUUUAUAAUUUUUUUUCUUUAAAAUAAAAUUAAUUAAAAAAUU
Molecule: messenger RNA, 4160 nt
Organism: Dermatophagoides farinae (American house dust mite)
Lineage: Eukaryota; Metazoa; Arthropoda; Arachnida; Sarcoptiformes; Pyroglyphidae
Gene: CysRS
Product: cysteine--tRNA ligase, cytoplasmic
Biological process (GO): cysteinyl-tRNA aminoacylation
Cellular component (GO): cytoplasm
Molecular function (GO): ATP binding; cysteine-tRNA ligase activity
Source: RefSeq, a predicted model, not a curated record